AGGAGACGUGAGAGCACAAACUUUCUUCUUCACAGUAGAAGGUGUGUGUGAGCUGAUGUGGAUCCACUGAAUCCAGCAGCAUGGAUCCGUGUGAGGACACACAGGAGGGAGCCCCUCCCUCGAAGAAAAGAAGAAUUGUUGAAGAUGAAAGCCUGCGGAACCAACCUGGACCUGGAGAUGAGCCCAGCUGUGUGCCCUUAAAGAGUGAAAGAUCAGAGGAUGUUAAUCUUGGCUUCAAAGACAUCAGACCAGGAGAGAAACAAUUGGAGAACUGCAGUUCCUCAGAAAUCAGCUGUGAAUCCCUGAGCUCAGGCCCGAAGUCCAACAUGUCCAACCUGACAGAACUGGGCCUGAGCUUUAACAACCUGCAGGAAUCAGGAGUUCUUCAUCUGUGUGACUUUAUGAAGAGUCCAGACUGUGGACUUCAGACUCUGAGGUUGAAGAAUUGCAAGUGGUCAGAGAUCAGCUGUGAAGCUCUGGGCACACCUCUAAAAUCCAACCUCUUCACUCUGACGGACCUGGACCCGAGCUUCAACAACCUGCAGGAUUCAGGAUUCCUUUAUCUUUGUGGUUUUCUGGAGAGUCCAGACUGCAUAUUGCAGUCUCUAAGAUUGAAGAAAUGUCAUUUGUCAGAGGCCAGCUGUGAAGCUCUGGGCUCAGCUCUGAGGUCUCACCCAUCCAAUCUGACAGAAUUGGACUUGAGUGAAAACAGCCUUCAGGAUUCAGGAUUUCUUCAUCUGUGUGGUUUUCUGGAAAGUCCAGACUGCAGACUGCAGAUUCUGAGGUUGAAUAACUGCAGUUUGUCAGAGAUUAGCUGUAAAGCUCUAGGCUCAGCUCUGACAUCCAACAGAUCCAAUCUGACAGAACUAGACUUGAGCUGGAACAAUAACAUCCAGGACUCAGGAUUUCUCCAUCUGUGUAGUUUUCUGGAGAGGCCAGACUGCAGACUACAAACUCUGAGAGUGAAGAAAUGUCAUUUGUCAAAGGUCAGUUGUGAAGCUCUGAGCUCAGCUCUGAAGUCCAACCCAUCCAAUCUGAGAGAACUGGAUCUGAGUGAAAACAACCUGCAAGAUUCAGGAUUUCUUCAUCUGUGUAGUUUUCUGGAGAGUCCAGACUGCAGACUGCAGACUUUGAGGUUGAAGAAUUGCAGAUUGACAGAGAUCAGCUGUGAAGCUCUGGGCUCAGCAUUGAAGUCCAAUCCAUCCAAUUUGACUGAACUGGACCUGAGCUUAAACUACAACCUACAGGACUCAGGAUUUCUUCAUCUUUGUGGUUUUUUGGAGAGUUCAGACUGCAGACUGCAGACUUUGAGGCUGGAGAACUGCAGUUUGUCAGAGAUCAGCUGUGAAGUUCUUGGCUUAGUUCUGAAGUCCGACCCAUCUCAUCUGACAGAACUGGACCUGAGCUGGAAUGACCUGCAGGGUUCAGCAUUUCUUCAUCUGUGUAGUUUUCUGAAGAGUCCAGACUGCAGACUGCAGACUCUGAGGUUGGAGCACUGCAGACUGUCAAAGAUCAGCUGUGAUGCUUUGGUGUCAGCUCUGAAGUUCAACCCAUCCCACCUGACAGAGCUGAACCUGAGAUACAACAGCCUGCAGGAUUCAGAUGUUCAUCAGCUUCAGGAUCUGGUGGAGAGUCCAAAUUUCAAACUGCAGACGCUCAGCUGGAUUACAUAUUGAUGAUUCUGUGAUGUUCAUGGUAGUUGGGCAGAUGGGAGAAGCAGCAGCUGUUCUGCAAGGACGUUUUGACUGGACCGUGUACUUAGGAGGUGGAGUGCAGACUGAAAGAGGAAUUGGAAGAAGUGGAGAUUAGUGUCAGUGCUCCAGCAUGAUCUGAUCUGAGAUCAGCUUCACCGUCUCUCUCAGGAUCAAGUGUAGUUAUUUUGCAACAGCUCUCCUGGCUAAUGGAGAACUGCAAUUCAUAUUUUCAUCAUAACUUUGAGUGUUGCCGUCUUCUGCUUCUUUUUUCUCUAGCAUUAGGAGUUUAUUUUCCCUUUUUCAUCUCACUUUCAUCCCCGUAGCUGCUUUGCUCCUACUUUUCUGAUUGAAGCAAUGUCCUCCAUAAAUCAAUAUUCUUGUAUCUGUCAUUACAAAGUAUACUUUACUUCUGUAUUUUAUCACCGUUUUAUGUCAUUGUCAUUUCAUUAAUAGAUGCAAGUUUCUGACUGGACAAACCAAUAAUUGGGUUAAUCAGAGAUUUGACAAAACAUUUCUGUAUUAGACUUGUGUGCAUGUCUUUACAAACUGCAAUGUGUUUUUAAACACUGGACUGUAAUGAUGGCAUGAACAAUUUUUGCUGACAUCACGUGUUGUCUGCUGUGAUGGCAUGUUUUUUUUCACAUUUCACAUGGUUGUUAAUAGGUUAUAGUAAAAUAAACCUACCAUUCCUCAAUCCAAAUGGUAUUUUCCUGUUUUAUUA
Oryzias melastigma (Indian medaka) is the source of this 2415-nucleotide messenger RNA. Its product is annotated as ribonuclease inhibitor-like. Gene Ontology annotation, molecular function: protein binding. NCBI's taxonomy places the organism in Eukaryota, Metazoa, Chordata, Actinopteri, Beloniformes, Adrianichthyidae. The transcript is spliced from 12 exons. The record is from RefSeq and is a predicted model, not a curated record. The coding region runs from base 81 to 1676 and encodes 531 amino acids.